Molecule: messenger RNA, 4808 nt
Organism: Bombina bombina (fire-bellied toad)
Lineage: Eukaryota; Metazoa; Chordata; Amphibia; Anura; Bombinatoridae
Gene: GORAB
Product: golgin, RAB6 interacting
Exons: 5
Coding region: 84-1118 (344 amino acids)
Biological process (GO): non-motile cilium assembly
Source: RefSeq, a predicted model, not a curated record
UCUGGAAGGCGGAAGUAGGGCGCUGGGUUUGUUAGUGCUGUACCGGGGGAUCUGGGUUGUGAUUCGGUGUCUGAGGUGGGGGUAUGGCUGGCUGGGCAGGAUUCUCCGAGGAAGAACUUCGGAGGCUUAAAACGCCACAAGACUUACCCCAUACCCAGGAUCGCCCACGUAGACCUCAAAUGACAAACAAGAGCCGUCAACAGUUGCAGAGAGAGAAAGCACUUCAGAUACAGAGCCAGAAAUUGGCAAAACAAGAUGGCCCCCUCUCUGCACCUUCUGAUCAGAAGCUUUCUAGACCCAAGGUUAUUGCGCCAGUGGAAGUACCAUCUCCGCCUGUAGGCCAUCCAGUAACUCCUGAGCCAGGAACCAGAGAAACCAACGCUAGACACCAAGACCUCAGUAAAGAACAAGACGAACAGCCGGCUAAAAAGGAAAUGGAAUUGAAAGAAAAGCCUCGAUUGGAUCAGCUUCAGCUGGAGCAGCGGCUAAUGGAAGAGAAGAAUAAGCGUAAGAAAGCUCUUCUUUCAAAAGCUAUUGCAGAAAGGUCUAAAAAAACCCUGGCAGAAACGGCAAAACUCAAGAGGAUACAGAAACAGCUUCAGGCACUGGAUGAUCUGGUAUCCACAGAUAUUUCUAUUUUAAGGAACCGUAUUGAACAGGCGUGCGUGGAGUAUUCCCAAGCCAAGAAGCGAUUUGACAAGGCUGAGACUGAGUAUGUUGCAUCCAAGCUUGAUUUACACAAAAAGACUGAAAUAAAGGAACAGCUGACAGAACAUCUUUGUACUAUCAUACAGCAAAAUGAGAUGCGGAAAGCUAAGAAACUGGAGGAACUCAUGCAGCAGUUAGACGUUGAAACUGAUGAGGAGAAGCUAGAACUCGAAAUUGAGGUGGACCAGAUGUUGCAGCAGCAAGAGAUUGAGGCAAGAAGGUCGAUAGUAGCAAAUCAAGCAGAACAGGACCAAACCUUCUCAUUAGAAGACUGUAACCAAUCAACAGACACAAAAAAGGAAACCACUGCAGAAAAUAGUGAUGUAGAAAAGUCAACAAUCCAUCUUGAAGAAAAGACGAUUGUCCAAGAAAGCAGCACAAAUACCGACACUAAUAUGCCUUCCAGUUAACAGCAAGCAAAUGUUCCAUUAAGUUAAAUUACCCAAACUCAUGCUUAGUUAGUACACUGAUAAGAGAUGCAGAACUUUGGGCAUCAAUCAUAGAUGUGUCCUUCUCUGGGGCAUUCAGUUGCAUAUAAUACUGCCCUAUAAACAUUAUUUAUAUAAAAUGGGUGCAAUGUUUAAUGAGGAGAAAGGUUGUUGUUUUUUUUUUUUGUUUUUUUUUGUUUUUAAAGCCAUAAUGUUUUCAAUUUGAGGUAAAUCUGGGUAUGUUUUUAUUCCUAUUUUUAGUUUUGUGGAUUUUAAAAGGACAUCUUCAACACUUUACAACCUCUAAAAUACAUGUAUAUUAUAUAUGUAAUAAUCAUUUAUGGAAAAAAAAUGAUUUAAGUUAAGAGUUCCAUUGUAUAUUUUGUUCACAAGCAUAAGUUUUCUUACCUGUUCGUAAAGUCUGAACCAGUUUGGGAGAUUUAAAUUUUAUAUAUGUCUUAAUCUUUCAAAAAUAGAAAUGUUAAUGGUUUAGUUUAUUUUUAUCAAUUCGCAAAAUGCAGAAUAAGAGAACCGAAGAAAAAUCUAAAACAAAUAUUUGAUGUCACUACCCGUUGCCUUUUUAAACUGCAUAAGUUCACCUGCACACAGUUGUUGAAGGAACUCAACAGGUAGUUCUCCAAGAUGCUUUGAACACCCUAACCACAGUUGUUUUGUGGAUUUCGGCAGCCUCAGUUGCAUCUGUUUCUUCAUGUUAUACCAGCGAGACUUUAUGAUGUUGAGAUCAGGGCUCUGUGGGAGGCUGUGCCAUUACUUCUAGAGCAUCUUGUUCUUCUUUAUGCUGAAGAUAGUUCUUAAUGAUUUUGGCUGUAUGUUUGGGGUCAUUGUUAUGCUGCAGAAUAAAUUUGGGGCCAGUCAGAUGUCUCCCUGAUGGUAUUUCAUGAUGGAUAAGUAUCUGUUCGGGGCUUCAUUUCUGCAAAUAGAGCUGGGGAUUUGGUCAGAAUUAAUGAUCUCUAAGCAUUGAAGAGACCAUUAAUUCUGAGCAAAUCCUCUGCUCUAAUUGCAUAAAUGCACCCCCAAACUUGCAAAGAACCUCCACCAUGCUUUACUGUUGGCUACAGACGCUCAUUCUUGUACUGCUCUCCAACCCUUUGGUGAACAAACUGCCUUUUGCUACUGACAAGUAUUUCAAAUUUUGACUCAUCAGUACAGAGUGACUACUGCCAUUUUCUGCACCUCAGUUCUUGUGUUUUCUUGCACAGUUGAAACGCUUGGCCUUGUUUUCACGUUAAAGAAUACAUUUGAUCAGACUUUUGUGGACAGUAGAUGGUUGUACCAGGGUCCCACGGAUUUCCUUCGAUUUUUGAACUGUUGCCAUUGAUGGACAUCUUCCGAUUACAAAGGCAAAUGAGCAUGAUAUGCCCUUAAUCUGCUGCACUAAGUUUCCUUGGCCGACCACUGCAUCUACAUCAUCAACAUUGCCCAUGUCUUUGUGCUUCGUCAGAAGAGCUAGGGCAACUUUCAGCCUGGGAGAGACCUUGUUGAUGCAGGAUAACCUUGUGUGUUGUUGCUUUGCUCAAGCUUGCAAGUAUGACUUUUCACAUUAAACUGUCUUCAGCAACUUCACCUUGUUAGCAGAUUUUGGCUGUUCCUCACCCAGUUUUAUUCCUCCUGCACAGCUGUUUCUGUUUCAGUUAACAAUUGUGUUUUAACCUACAUAUUAAAUUGAUAUUUAUUAGCACUCGUUUGGUAGAGUUGUUUAAUCAUGCAACUUACUAUAUGCCUCCAAAACCCUGACUUUGCGCAAGUGUUCUUAGAAGAAUUGAUUCAGUUUUGAAGGCAAAAGGGUGGUCACACCAAUUAUUGAUUUUAUUUAGAUUUUUCUUCUGUUCACUAACUUUGCAUUGUGUUAAUUGAUUAAAAUAAACUAUUAACAUUUGCACAGUACUGUGUGUAGCAUGUUAUAAAUUGUUUAAUGAUUGACCAAUAAUUAAGAUUGUCGUAAAAUAAUAAAGUCAAUAGAUAUAAUAGAUAGAGUAUAUGCUACAAUAAUAAUCUUGGUGUUUUCUCUAUUGAAAUAAGAGAUACAGAAUGUAUCUGUAAAUGUAUGUCUUGCAUGAUUUUCCUAUUAAAUAUCUCAGAUAAUUUUUCAUCUAAUAUUUUAUUAAACCAUUCUUCAAUCCAAUAAAAUGGCCACAGUCUUUUCCAGAACCAUCAUAAACCUCAUUUUUAAAAAAUUAGAGUAUUGUAGGUGGUAUGAAUAAACCUUGGGAUGGAGAGAGAAUUGUUUUAUUUUUCCUUUUAAUUCAUUUAAUUUCUUUCUGUUCUAAUGUAUCACUAAGUCAGUGAGGGGGGGGGGGGCAUGAAUUGAAUGAUAAAGUUGGAGGGGAAAUAUAGGGUGUUGAUUUUUGUUAACCUAAACUCAUGUUUGGCUGCUAAUAUUCAUGUAUUUUAUGUGUCCAAUAGGCUUUUAAUCAAAAUUUGAUUUUCAAUAUCCAAAUGUUUAACUUCACCAUUUCCAAUAUUUUGUUUCAUAAACUUACACAGAAAAUUUCAGACUUUAAAUAAAAGUCAGAGGACUGGCAAUUAAAUUAAAUUACAUUUUUGUUCAUUUCUUUUUAACACCAAAUAAAAUGUAUCUACUUUAACAUUCAAAUGUUUUUUUCUCUGAAUUUAAUUCAAACCCCUGAUUCAAUGUAUAUCUAGAAAAUAACAUUAGAAAUAAAAUGUAAUAUUCAAAUGUUGAUUGCCAUAGAUGUAAAAUUCAAAGGUUGAUUCUCAUACACUUUGACAGCAUUAUUUUUGUGAAUUGAUACUCAAUGAAUUUCAAACGGUUUUAGCUUAAGGAUCUACAUUAACAUUGCACUUCAAGACUUUAAAGGGACACCUGAACCCAAAUUUUUUUCUUUUGUGAUUCAGAUAGAGCAUGCAAUUUUAACCAACUUUCUAAUGUAUUCCUAUUAUCAAUUUUUCUUCGUUCUCUUGCUAUCUUUAUUUGAAAAAGAAGGCAUCUAAGCUUCUUUUUUGGUUCAGACCCUGGACAGCACUUUUUUAUUGGUGGAUGCAUUUAUCCACCAAUCGGCAAGAACAACCCAGGUUGUUUACAAAAAAUGGGCCGGCAUCUAAACUUACAUUCUUGCAUUUCAAAUAAAGAUACCAUGAAUGAAGAAAAUUUGAUAAUAUGAGUAAAUUAGAAAGUUGCUUAAAAUUUCAUGCUCUAUCUAAAUCAGAAAAGAAAAAAUUUGGGUUCAGUGUCCCUUUAAUGUAACAAUAUUUUUCUGUCCUAAGAUCUUAUUACAGCAUUCAACUAUGACAUGGUUGCCCAUCCUAAGGGCUGUACGCUGCAGUGCCCUGCGGCUGGACAAUUGUGGUAUUUUAAAGCAAUUUAUCUGGGACUGUAUGACGCUCAACCAAUGUGCUGCAUUUAUUUGGAAUAUCAAAAUAGGACAUUAAACUCAACAGUUUGUGGAAAUAUGUAUAAAAUAUCUUUACAUAAAACGCUAAAUGUUCACAGACAAGUCUUCCAAUUUUUUUUUGUGUGUGUUAGUGGUAGUUUUUAAGUCAUAUUGUCAUUUUACAUCAUUAUGUUGUUGUUUAUCUGGUAGUGAUUAUAACAUGUUGAUCAACUCUGUUUUCCCUGUUAAUAUUGCAAAUUCUAUAUUUUAUUUUUCUGUAUUUUGUAUGCAUUUUCCAUUAAAUAAAUUUGUAAGCGUG